CGCCCCCUCCCAGCGGAGAGGCGGAGCCUCCGCUUGCCCGCCCGCGGCCGGGGGUUGUGGCCAUGCUGCGCGGAGUAGUGUCGGCCGCCCGGCUGUUCGGUCCCGGACCGGGGAAGGCGGCGGAGCGGCGGUGCUGGUGCCGGUGCCGGUGCAGCAGCAGCAGCGCGGCGGGAUGGCGGCGGGAGUGGGUACCGCCGGCAGGGCGGGACAGCGGGAUCGUGGCUUACAACAGCCGGAGUCGGAGCAAGGAGCCGCUCCUCCUGGCCACGGAAGGGGUGGCGACCUGGUACAGCUGCGGACCCACGGUGUACGACCAGGCGCACCUCGGGCACGCCAGCUCCUAUGUUAAGUUUGAUAUAAUUCGGAGGAUAAUGACUAGGUUUUUUGGAAUUGAAGUUAUCAUGGUGAUGGGGAUCACAGACAUAGAUGACAAGAUAAUAAAAAGAGCCAAUGAGAUGAAUAUCUCGCCGGUAGCUCUCGCUCGUAUUUAUGAAGAAGACUUUAAACAAGAUAUGGCUGCCUUGAAGGUCCUUCCUCCUACAGUAUAUAUGAGGGUGACUGAUAAUAUUCCUCAGAUAAUUUCCUUUAUAAAAACAAUAAUUGCUUGUGGACAAGCUUAUGCAACCUCACAAGGCAAUGUUUAUUUUGAUGUUAAGUCUUGGGGAAAGAGAUACGGAGUAUUAACUACUAUUUAUCCUGAUACCCAAGAUGAAGCAGCUGAUACUGAUAAACGACAUAGUAAAGAUUUUGCCUUGUGGAAGGCUGCCAAACCACAAGAGCUGUGUUGGACCUCUCCCUGGGGAAAAGGAAGACCUGGAUGGCACAUUGAGUGUUCCACAAUAUCAAGUGCAGUGUUUGGAAACCAGCUGGAUAUCCAUACUGGUGGAAUAGAUCUUGCAUUUCCUCAUCAUGAAAAUGAAAUUGCCCAGUGUGAGGUGUAUCAUCAGUGUGAACAAUGGGGAAAUUACUUUUUGCAUUCUGGGCAUUUGCAUGUUAAAGGCAGUCAAGAAAAAAUGUCCAAGUCAUUAAAAAACUACAUAACAAUUAAGGAUUUCCUGAAGAAAUUUUCAUCAGAUCAGUUCAGGAUGUUUUGCUUGCGCAGCAGAUACAGCUCAGCAGUAGAAUUUAGUGAUGAAAGCAUGGAUGAUGCAAAGCACCUUCUUCAGGCAAUCUCCUCAUUUAUUAGAGAUGCAAAUGCUUAUAUAAAAGGACAGCUGGUAUGUGACCCUGUUAGAGAAGACAUACUGUGGGAAAGGCUAGCCAACACAAAAGUAACUGUGAAGGCUGCGUUUGCAGAUGACUUUGACACCUCCAGGGCUGUUGCAGCAAUUAUGGACCUCAUUCACCAUGGCAACAGACAGCUUAAGGCUGUUACUAAGGAUGCUGGAGCUCCCAGAAGCUCAGUUGUGUAUGGAAGCAUUAUUUCCUAUAUAGAAGGCUUUUUUACUGCCCUGGGGAUGUCCUUUGGAGAAAGACAGGUGGCUCUGGGAGGAGGUGAUUCUUCCAUGCUCUCUAAUGUCCUCGAUGAGCUUGUAAGGUUCCGUGCAAAGGUCCGAAAUUACGCCCUUGCUCUGCCAGAAGCAGCAGCAGCAGAAGCUGUGCCAAAGGAGGGCACCACAGGAGGAGCUGAAGGACCAACACAAGAACAAAAGGAAAGGAGGAGGCAGCUAAUGGAGGAGAGAAAACCCCUCCUGGAAGCUUGUGACAGUCUGCGUGGAGACCUUGCUGCUUUUGGAAUCCACAUAAAGGACAGAGCUUCUGUUUCAACCUGGGAGAUGGUGGAAGGAGGGCAAGCAGAGCAGCAGACUGAGAAAAAAAGUUGAUCUUUCCUCCUUGGACUUGUUUUUCAAUUCACCUGCUUUGGCAUCAGCUGUAAAUACUGACUCUUUCCAAAUAAAAGCUUUGUUGGCCAUUCUGUUCCAAAGAUAGACCAUAAA
This is a messenger RNA of Calypte anna (Anna's hummingbird), 1937 nucleotides long. RefSeq names its product cysteinyl-tRNA synthetase 2, mitochondrial (gene CARS2). The transcript has 15 exons. Gene Ontology annotation, cellular component: cytoplasm. The record is from RefSeq and is a predicted model, not a curated record. Gene Ontology annotation, molecular function: ATP binding; cysteine-tRNA ligase activity. Lineage: Eukaryota; Metazoa; Chordata; Aves; Apodiformes; Trochilidae. The coding region runs from base 63 to 1823 and encodes 586 amino acids. Gene Ontology annotation, biological process: cysteinyl-tRNA aminoacylation.